Messenger RNA from Monomorium pharaonis (pharaoh ant), 1298 nucleotides. It is a transcript of the gene SamDC, whose product is annotated as S-adenosylmethionine decarboxylase proenzyme. The record is from RefSeq and is a predicted model, not a curated record. Bases 244 to 1281 code for a protein of 345 amino acids. Gene Ontology annotation, molecular function: adenosylmethionine decarboxylase activity. Gene Ontology annotation, cellular component: cytosol. Lineage: Eukaryota; Metazoa; Arthropoda; Insecta; Hymenoptera; Formicidae. Gene Ontology annotation, biological process: spermidine biosynthetic process; spermine biosynthetic process. The transcript is spliced from 6 exons.
CUGGUGUGGUCAGUGUGUCAGUCAGUCCACGAGCGCGCGUCACACCGGGAAUAGUGCAACCUCUCUCGCACACAACGCUCCGUGAUUAUCCACGCAUCCGAGUCGAUCAAGUUUCGAGCGAAGGGAUCAGCGAACACGGGGGAGAGCCAGGCAGAUCGGGACGGCGAGGAGGGGACCACACAAUUGCGUGCGAUUUUUCGGGCGCGAGUUGGACCGACCGCGCGCGGGCCGGACGGCGAGAGGAUGGCGGACACCAAGGACGACUGCGCCGACAACGUGCAGUUCUUCGAGGGCGUCGAGAAGCUCCUCGAGAUCUGGUUCACCAGCUCCAAGGGCCUCAAGCAGCAUCAGGGUGAUCUUCGGCAGGUACCACGGCAAAAGUGGGAAUCGUUGCUUAAGAUAGUCCGUUGCGAGAUCAUCAGUUUUUGCCGCAACGACCAAAUGGACGCCUACGUUCUCAGUGAGAGCAGCAUGUUUGUGUCCAAACGCAGACUCAUACUGAAGACCUGCGGCACCACGACACCUCUGCAAUGCUUGGAGCCGCUUCUGGAACUCGUCGAGAAGUACACUGGGUUCGAUGAUGUUGAGAACGUCUUUUACUCCCGAAAGAAUUACAAGAAACCGGAGAUCCAGAUAUCGCCGCAUCAAACGUUCGAGGAGGAAGUUGCUCUGCUGGAUUCUCUUUUCCCUGACGGCGAAGCUUACUGCAUGGGCUCGCCCGAGACGGACUGCUGGUAUCUCUACACUUUGAUCCGCGACAAGUCGCCGCAGGAUUCGCCGGAGCCAGAUCAAACCCUGGAGAUACUCAUGACGGAUUUGGAUCCGGACGUGAUGUCGAUAUUCACCAGAGACGUUUGCUCGUCCGCCGACGAGGCGACAGUCAAGUCGGGGAUCGACAAGCUCAUCCCCACCAUGAUGAUAGAUGAUUUCCUAUUCGAACCAUGCGGAUACUCUAUGAAUGGGAUAUCUAAAAACGGCAGCUACAUGACGAUCCACAUCACGCCAGAGCCUGAGUUUUCGUACGUGUCAUUUGAAUGCAAUGUCUCGGAGACAUCGUACGACGAGAUAAUCCGUCGCGUGCUGAACACCUUCAAGCCGGGCAAGUUCGUCGUGACAAUUUUCGCCAACAAGCAAUCGGCGGCGGCCAACUGUCCGCGCGAGCUCGAGAAGCGGUCCGAUUACCUGAACCGCUCCGGCGACUGGCUGCGCACCGAUGUGCAGUACUGUCGCUUCUCAAAUUAUGAUUUGACCUGCGCCUUCUUCUCGCGCUUCCCGAGCUGAGGGUUCAAGGACGCUUC